CUUAAGUUGAUCAUAGUUUUUUUAAUAUUAUAUUUUAAAUCAAAUAUAAUGAACAAUGACGAAGACCAGCUUAAAACUUUGCCAAAUAUUGAUGUUAACAAUCCUGAUUUUUAUGAUAUCGUGCAACAAGAAAUUGAUUACGACUUAGCACGGAUGAAAAAGAACGUUGCAAUCGUAACAAACCUUAGAAUGGCAGCUGCAGAAAUAGAAGUGGAGACCGCAGCCCUGUACCAUGCUGAAUUGUGGUACGAUAUUGAAAACCUUAAGGCUGUUACUGGUGAAAGCAUGAAAUCCACUUAA
Molecule: messenger RNA, 300 nt
Organism: Nymphalis io (European peacock)
Lineage: Eukaryota; Metazoa; Arthropoda; Insecta; Lepidoptera; Nymphalidae
Exons: 2
Coding region: 49-300 (83 amino acids)
Source: RefSeq, a predicted model, not a curated record